AUGAACCACCGGAGACCCACUCCUCUCACCUCUAUCCAGGAACAGAAUGAAGCACAAGAAGAUGACCUUGUCACAAAAGUCGAGAAGAAAGUUUCCCAUGCCUUGACAGUCCUCUGGGCAGAUCUACCCUCAUGGCAACAAGACAAUCACUAUAUCCACUCGGGCUAUCGACCAGCAAGCGGUUCCUUCUAUCAGUCCUUCUCCUCUCUGUCAUACAUCCACAAUGAGACCGUAAACAUCUACACCCAUCUCUUGGGCGCUGCCGCAGCCUUGGUCUGUUCUGUCUAUCUACAUGCACUCAUCAAACCGAGGUAUGCUAGAGCGACUUUCGAGGACGUUGUCGUCUUUGGGUGCUUCUUCGGUGGUGCUAUCGCUUGUCUAGGCAUGAGUGCCACUUAUCAUACCAUCUCCAACCAUUCUCCAAAAGUCAACAAGAUUGGAAAUCAACUCGACUACGUCGGAAUAGUGUGUUUGAUCUGGGGCAGCUUUAUCCCGAGUAUUUUUUAUGGCUUUACUGGAGAGCCGGGGUGUAUUGCUGUGUAUUGGUCAAUGAUCACCCUCAUCGGUAUCGGCUGCGCGGUUGUGUCUAUCAUGCCCAGCUUCAGGACACCCAAAUGGCGCCCAUUCCGGGCAGGCAUGUUUGUUGCCAUGGGUGCAAGUGCUGUAAUUCCAGUGCUGCAUGGCAUCUCGUUGUUCGGAAUCACUCAGCUCGAGCGACAAAUGGGUCUCUCUUGGCUUGUAUUGCAAGGCGUACUGUAUGUGUCUGGAGCUGCAAUUUACGCUGCUCGAUUCCCAGAACGUCUGAGACCUGGCACUUUCGACAUUUGGGGCAGCUCGCAUCAGAUCUUCCAUGUCUUGGUAUUAAUUGCUGCGGCAUCUCACUUUGUCGGUCUCGUCAAGGCGUUUGACUACGAACACAGUGCACGAGGUCAAGCCGACAAACUUGCCUAUGGGUUCAGUCGCAUCUUUCCAACCAGCUAG
Molecule: messenger RNA, 981 nt
Organism: Aureobasidium namibiae CBS 147.97
Lineage: Eukaryota; Fungi; Ascomycota; Dothideomycetes; Dothideales; Saccotheciaceae
Product: HlyIII-domain-containing protein
Exons: 3
Coding region: 1-981 (326 amino acids)
Cellular component (GO): membrane
Molecular function (GO): signaling receptor activity
Source: RefSeq, a predicted model, not a curated record